CAACAAGAGCGGCUCACUUCACUGGCCCCUGAUUUGCUCCAAAGCUUCUUCCCUCUUAACUGCACAUCAGAUUCCACCCCAAAAUCAAACCUCUACAACCUCUGAAUACUGUUUCUCGACAAGACAACAUUAUACAAUUCUCGUUUUCUUUAAAAAAAAAAAAAAAAAGAACGAAAGAAAAAAAACAGAGGAAGCAAACAUUUCUUUCAAGUUUGGGUUGCUCUACCUGCUGGCCUUGUACUUCAACGACAUACCAUUGCUUUCAAAUUCAACAUAUUUUUUAAUGUCUUUAGUCUCAAUUGCUUGUCGCCCACGAUUAUUCUUGAUGGCAUUGUAAAUCAGGAACAGUUAUAUUCUCUAUCAACAACAUAAACAAAAAACAUUUAAUACAAAAGAAGAAGAAGAAGAAGAAGAAGAAGAAGAAGAAAGGUGUUUCUCAAGAUUGAUCAUGCCAGAAGACGAAACUGAUUUCUGGCUUGCUGUAUUGUUUGUCUUCUUAAUUUUGAUUACAGGUACGGUGGUUGCUGGAGAUUCUCUAGACAGAGAUAGGGAAGUCCUGCUAAACCUGAAGUCAUUUCUGGAACUGAAGAACCCAAUAAACCGAGGACAAUACGUCCAAUGGGAUCAUCUGAACACAAAUCCCUGCAACUGGUCUGGAAUCAGUUGCACAGAUGAUGGCUCUGGCUCUGGCUCAAGGGUUACUGGCAUCGACCUUACGUACAACAAUAUUUCUGGAGACUUGUAUAACAACUUCUCUUCGCUCACUGCUCUUUCUCAUCUCGAUCUUUCUCAAAACUAUAUCAAGGGUUCGAUUCCUAGUGACUUGAGCAAUUGCCGGAACUUGGUCUAUCUCAAUCUCUCACACAAUAUGCUGGAUGGGGAGCUCAACUUGACUGGAUUGAGUAAUUUGCGAAUUCUGGACUUGUCUGUGAAUAGGAUUCUCGGGGAAAUUCAAACUAGCUUUCCAGCAAUUUGUAACAAUUUAGUUGUGGUGAAUAUUUCAGGAAAUAAUUUCACUGGUAGGAUUGAUAAUUGCUUUGAUGGGUGCUCGAGUUUGCAGCACCUUGAUUUGAGCUCGAAUUUUUUCAGCGGGGGGAUGUGGAGUGGUUUUUCGAAGCUCAAGGAAUUUUCAGUAUCAGAGAAUUUUCUCAGUGGAGAAGUUCUGGGGUCAAGUCUCGCUGCGAAUUGUAGCCUGGAAAAUUUCGACCUGUCAGGAAACAAUUUCACUGCUGAGUUUCCAAAAGAGAUCUCGAAUUGUAGGAAUUUGAAAAUUUUGAAUGUGUGGGGCAACAAAUUCACCGGGAAAAUUCCAUCUGAGAUUGGAUCCAUUUCUGGUCUUGAAGCUCUGUUCUUGGGAAACAACAGUUUUUCUCCAGUGAUUCCAGAGUCUCUUUUGAACUUGAGUAGUUUGGUCUUUCUGGAUUUGAGCAGAAACAAUUUUGGAGGUGAUAUACAGGAGAUUUUUGGGAGAUUCACACAAGUGAAGUUUCUGGUAUUACAUGCAAAUUCAUAUUCUGGUGGCCUAUAUUCUUCAGGCAUUCUCAGGCUACCAAAUGUUGUUCGAUUAGACUUGAGCUACAACAAUUUCUCAGGUCCAUUACCCGUUCAAAUCUCUCAAAUGCCAAGCUUGAAAUACUUGAUCCUUGCUUAUAACCACUUCAAUAGUAGCAUACCUCAAGAAUAUGGAAACUUGAAAGAACUCCAAGCUCUUGAUCUCUCCUUCAACAGCCUAACUGGACAAAUACCACCUUCAUUUGGAAACUUGAGUUCACUCUUGUGGUUAAUGCUCGCCAACAAUUCUUUAACAGGUGAAAUUCCUCGAGAACUGGGAAACUGCAGUAGCUUAUUGUGGCUAAACCUCGCCAACAACAAGCUUACAGGGAAUAUCCCAGCUGAGCUGGUAAAUAUAGGCAGCAAUCCCAUGCCGACGUUCUGGUCAAACCAGCAGAAUGAAGGCAUCAUCGCUGGGUCCGGUGAGUGUUUAGCAAUGAAGAGGUGGAUUCCGGCAGACUAUCCUCCAUUCAGUUUUGUAUAUACCAUACUUACACGUAAGAGUUGCAGAAGCAUAUGGGAUAGGAUACUUAAAGGAUUUGGCCUCUUCCCAGUGUGUGCUGCUGGCUCCACAGUGAGAACACUUGAAAUUUCUGGUUAUCUUCAACUAAGCGGAAACCAGCUUUCUGGUGUGGUCCCUCAAGAUAUUGGUAAGAUGCGUAGCUUUAGUUUAUUGCAUCUGGGUUCCAAUGAGAUUAAUGGGACACUUCCUCCACAGAUUGGACAGUUGCCACUUGUAGUGCUAAAUCUUAGCAAAAAUGGAUUUUCUGGUGAAAUUCCAGGUACAAUUGGGAAUAUCAAAUGCUUACAGAAUCUUGAUUUAUCUUACAACAAUUUCUCUGGAACCUUUCCUGUGAUAUUGAACGACUUGAGUGAGCUUAGCAAGUUCAAUAUCUCAUACAAUCCAAUUAUUUCUGGCAUUAUCCCAUCAACUGGACAAUUGGCUACUUUUGAGAAAGAUUCUUACUUUGGCGAUCCACUCUUGAUCCUUCCAAAAUUUAUCAAAAAUUCCUCGGAUGUUCCACCCAAAAAUAGGAAGAUUGGCCGCAAUAAGAGAGACAACAUAAGGUGGACUUUAUUUUUAGUGUCCUUAACACUAACCCUGGCUUUCUUAGUCUGUGGAGUUCUAUCAGUUGUCGUGUGGAUGUUAGGGAAAAGUCCACCAGACUCACCUGGGUAUCUCUUGCAGGAAACCAAAUACCGGCACGACUUGGCAUCAAGUUCCGGCAGCUCAUCUCCAUGGUUGUCAGAUACGGUUAAGGUAAUUCGUCUGAACAAAACAGCAUUCACUCAUGCUGACAUUUUGAAGGCAACAGGUAAUUUUUCAGAAAGCAGAAUCAUUGGGAAGGGAGGAUUUGGAACUGUAUAUCGAGGGGUAUUGCCUGGUGGAAUCCAUGUAGCAGUUAAGAAGCUGCAAAGGGAAGGUACUGAAGGUGAAAGAGAGUUUCGAGCCGAAAUGGAAGUGCUAAGUGGAAAUGGCUUUGGCUGGCCACAUCCAAAUCUUGUAACACUUUAUGGGUGGUGCCUUGAUGGUUCAGAGAAAAUAUUGGUCUAUGAGUACAUGGAAGGUGGAAGCUUAGAGGAUCUUGUAUCGGAUAGAAUGAGGCUAACAUGGAGGAGACGCAUUGAUAUAGCGAUAGAUGUAGCACGAGCAUUAAUAUUUCUGCACCAUGAGUGCUAUCCUGCAAUCGUGCACCGCGAUGUUAAGGCUAGCAAUGUUCUGCUAGACAAAGAUGGCAAGGCAAGAGUGACAGAUUUUGGCCUAGCAAGAUUUGUUGAUGCUGGAGAUAGCCAUGUGAGCACAAUUGUAGCCGGCACGAUUGGAUAUGUUGCACCAGAAUAUGGGCAAACAUGGCAAGCUACUACGAAAGGCGAUGUAUACAGCUUUGGGGUGUUGGCAAUGGAACUGGCAACCGGAAGGCGAGCUGUGGAUGGUGGGGAAGAAUGUCUAGUCGAAUGGGCGAGACGGGUGCUUGGAAAUGUGCCAAAUGGUGUAGGUAGAGCAGUGAUACCUGUUAUGCUUUUGGGGUCUGGAUUAGCAGAGGGAGCAGUGGAGAUGUGUGAGUUACUGAGGAUUGGAAUUAGAUGCACUGCAGAGGCACCCCAGGCUAGACCAAACAUGAAGGAGGUACUGUCUAUGCUGAUCAAGAUUUCAGGCACCAGGGGGGAUUUCAUUUGUGGCUCCUCUCCUCCUCUUCCCUUAUUCUAAUUCAAUGUUAAGAUGGAAAGAAAAGUGUCCAUAGAUUGUUAAAUUGUUUCCACACAGUAUACAUCAAUAGUUGACAGAUUUUUGUUCAUCUGAUCAUUCUUCUUGUACACAACCAUUCACAAAAUUGAAACAGACGGUAUAAAUUUU
Molecule: messenger RNA, 3907 nt
Organism: Manihot esculenta (cassava)
Lineage: Eukaryota; Viridiplantae; Streptophyta; Magnoliopsida; Malpighiales; Euphorbiaceae
Product: probable LRR receptor-like serine/threonine-protein kinase At1g74360
Exons: 2
Coding region: 449-3760 (1103 amino acids)
Biological process (GO): hormone-mediated signaling pathway; protein phosphorylation
Cellular component (GO): plasma membrane
Molecular function (GO): ATP binding; protein binding; protein kinase activity
Source: RefSeq, a predicted model, not a curated record